Messenger RNA from Amphiprion ocellaris (clown anemonefish), 1351 nucleotides. It is a transcript of the gene uqcrfs1, whose product is annotated as cytochrome b-c1 complex subunit Rieske, mitochondrial. Gene Ontology annotation, cellular component: membrane. The transcript has 2 exons. Bases 50 to 871 code for a protein of 273 amino acids. Gene Ontology annotation, biological process: mitochondrial electron transport, ubiquinol to cytochrome c. The record is from RefSeq and is a predicted model, not a curated record. NCBI's taxonomy places the organism in Eukaryota, Metazoa, Chordata, Actinopteri, Pomacentridae. Gene Ontology annotation, molecular function: quinol-cytochrome-c reductase activity; 2 iron, 2 sulfur cluster binding.
GUCAACUCGUUCCGUGUGCACCAAGGCAGACAAGGUCGUAGGAGCAAACAUGAUGUCAGUAGCUACCCGUUCAGGGGCUUUUUCCCCUUAUAUGCAGGCUACAGCAUUUGCUGUCGCCGGGCCCCUGAAAGCUCUGGUGCCUGGGGUUGUUGUUAAAGGAGAGAAGAUUCUACUGAACACGAAGAAACCAUUCCUUUGCCGCGAGUCGCUAGCCGGUCAAAGCCCACAUACUGGGCCUGCUGUGACAGUUAGCAUCAAUGGCUGUGCGGGUCUCAGGUAUGCCCACACAGACAUCAGGAUACCAGACUUCACUGACUACAGGCGUCCAGAGGUGCUUGACCCCAACAAGUCAUCCCAGGAGAGCAGUGAAUCCAGGAGAACCUUCUCCUACUUGGUCACUGGGGCCACAGCCGUGGUGGGCGUCUAUGCUGCCAAGACAGUGGUCACUCAGUUUGUGUCCUCCAUGAGUGCAUCAGCUGAUGUGUUGGCAAUGUCCAAGGUUGAAAUAAAGUUGAGCGACAUCCCAGAAGGUAAGAACAUGACCUUCAAGUGGCGAGGCAAACCGCUUUUCGUACGUCACCGCACGGAGAAGGAGAUCGCUGCAGAGGUUGCCGUCAACCUCGCAGAACUGCGAGACCCUGAGCAUGACAAGGAUCGGGUCAUCGAUCCAAAAUGGGUCAUCGUCCUUGGAGUGUGUACACAUCUGGGCUGUGUGCCCAUCGCCAACGCCGGAGACUAUGGAGGUUACUACUGCCCCUGCCACGGUUCACAUUACGACGCUUCUGGCCGCAUCAGGAAAGGUCCUGCCCCUCUCAACCUCGAGGUCCCCUACUAUGAGUUCCCAGAUGAAGACACGGUGGUGGUGGGAUAAAUGGCACUCGGAAUGAGAUGGCUCCAUAGUACAGCUGUCAGUCUGUCAGAAUCAUAAUUAAUGUGUACUCAGUGUAAUGAGGACACGUUGAGGUGUCCCCAUCAGCUUUUUGUAGGCUAUUACAACUGGGGCACAUGAUAGCGUUAAAUUCUCUGCUGCAUCUCACUGAACCAUGACAGCACAUCUUCCAGUGUUUGUUAAUCUUUGCGAUUGUAUUUGAUGUCAUGCGGUCACUUUACAAAUGAAAACAAGCAGCAGCUGCUGUCUGUAUUUUAUUCUGGCUUUUAAACCCUUGCAUACAGAUCAUUUACAGUUAAAAAGGCAAGGCCGUGGAAGAUGCCAUUCUCUUUUUCCUGUCUACUUAAUAUGUGAACGUGAAAUUUACACAACUGCUUAUCUUGUUAAGUUAUAAACCAUCUAAUUAUCAGAGAGCAAAUGUUGUGUUCAUGUUUGAUUAAUAAAGAUCUCUAUUUUAUUUGA